AUGGCCAGCCAAGAACUAUGUCCGCCGAUGUCAUCAAUAACAACAAGUGAGUCGAAUUACAAUAUUUUUACAAAUCAUUUAACUUCAACUCCUCCUCCGGAAUCGACCAGUGAAAUUUGUUUGACGGCGACGUGGGCUACGAAUGGAAUCACUGUUGCUGGUGGAAAGGGUUUCGGGUCCAACCUCGAUCAAUUGGCUGAUCCUUAUGGAAUUUUUCUUGAUACUAACGAUACUAUUUAUGUGGCAGAUCGGUCUAACCAUCGUAUCGUCACAUGGGAACAAGGUGCUUCGAUUGGUCAGCUAGCUGCUGGCGUGAAAUGGGAAACUAACCGCAAUAUGUUAUUAAAUAUGCCGCAGGAUGUUGUUGUUGAUCGAGAUGGAACCAUGUACAUUACUGAUGGAGGUAAUUGGAGAGUUCAACGAUGGCCUCGUGGUGCUCAAGAGGGAGAAACGAUGGUUGACAAAAUCCAGGCUGUCGGUAUAGGACAAGAUGACGAAGGAUCAAUUUAUGUGUCUGAGUACGCAAAUGGUCGAUUGACAAAAUGGCGUGUGGGUGAGACGACUGGACAAGUGAUCCCUACAAAAUUACAUCAUUCGAAUUUUUUGUUUGUGGAUCAAGACCGAUCUAUCUACAUCGUGGGUUAUAUAAAUCACCAAGUUGUGAAAGUAACUGAAGGAAAUGAAGAAGCCGUUGUUGUUGCAGGUCGAUCUGAUAACUCAGGUAAUGAUGCAGACCAAUUAGCUUUUCCAACAGGUGUUGUUGUGGAUCAGUUGGGUACUGUCUAUGUAGCCGAUACUCAGAAUCAUAGAAUAAUGCGUUGGCCGAAAGGAGCAACAUCAGGUAGUCUGAUCAUGGGUGGUCAUGGGCCUGGUCCUGAAUCCGAUCAACUUAAUUAUCCUUCUGAUUUAUCAUUUGAUCGAUAUGGAAAUCUAUAUGUGACGGACACGCUCAAUAAUCGUGUGCAAAAAUUUGUCAUCGACAAGAGUUCAUGUGAAAAAAAAUGA
This is a messenger RNA of Rotaria sp. Silwood1, 1005 nucleotides long. NCBI's taxonomy places the organism in Eukaryota, Metazoa, Rotifera, Eurotatoria, Philodinida, Philodinidae. The record is from the annotation of a GenBank genome assembly.